GCAAUCAAAGCUUUUCACUGUUACCGCCCCCGAAGUGUCAGAGGAAGUGUCAAAGUCCUCAUUUAGUACUUGGUAAAAAUGGCGUCCAACGCAGUUAGCCAGGUAACCGACAAAUCUCACGUCUGCCAGGUGUGUUUGGAGGACUUCAAACAGCCUAAAAUGCUGCCGUGUCUUCACACCUUCUGCCAGCCGUGUCUGGAGAAGCUCCUGGCCACAGAGCCGGCAGGGAAACUGGACUGUCCAACAUGCCGACAUGACGUGCCCCUCCCAGAAAAUGGCGUUGAUGGGCUGGAGUCCAACUUUAUCGUUGGGGAAAGAGGCAACAUUCUGGAACAACAGCCACAACAACAGCUGCAAGGGCAAAAUGCUGAUGCAAGAGAGGACGGAGUUCCCUGUACGGUUUGUGGAUUCGGCAACUUGGCUCAGUUUUACUGUACGGAAUGUACCGAAUACAUGUGUCAGACGUGUAACGAUGUUCACUGUCAAUUCAAAGCAACUACGGCACACAAAGUUGUAUCAAUUCAAGACCUGCAAUCCAGACAAGUUGCUACGGACGACGGCCAGGUGAGAACAUAUUUGCGCUCACCUCAAAUCACGCAGGUACGACCGGAAGUACUGCUUGGUGGAGCAAGUCUAAUACCCGUCAAAGCCGUUGGGGAAGGGGGCGAUGGAGACGUCUACGGAACAUUCAAUGCUCCAGCCUUGCUGGCUGUCACCGCGGAGGGAGAAAUCAUAGUGACUGACCAUGACAGCAAUAGCCUGCAAUUUCUGGACAAAGAUGGCUCCUUCAAGAAGAAGGUCGAUCUGGGGUUCAGGCCGUGGUGCGUGGCGGCACUGACAAACGGUGAGCCGUUGGUGACAGGAGACAGACACAGGAUUCACGUACUAGACAAACAGGGGAGGGAGUCACGUAUCAUCCAGUUCGGGGACAAAGGUCAAGGUCAGCAACAGCUGGGUCCCUUUCUCUACGUGACCGUCAACAGCAGCAAGGAAAUCAUCGUCCUUGAUUGGGGAAAUCACAAGAUUGAGAUAUUUGACGUCAUCGGUCGUCGUCUCUACACGCUCGGGUCACAUGGCUCGGGACCUGGCCAGCUGCACUACCCCUGUUCCGUCAUCACGGACAGCGAGGACAACAUCAUCGUGGCUGACAGUUGGAACGAUCGUGUUUCCGUGUUUAAUAAGGACGGCACGUUUAUUGGGCACGCGCUGACACGGGAGGAACACGGACUGAACCGUCCACAAGGACUGGCGAUGACUCACGACGGGCGUCUGGUGCGACCGAACGCGGUGAUCGGGAAUGGCGAUGGCAGUUUCAAACUGGUCAAAACGGUCGGGAAGUGGGGCAGUGGAGAUGGACAGUUCAAGGUUCCGACUUCGCUUGCCGUCACCGCGGAGGGAGACAUUGUUGUUGCUGACCGUGACGUCUGCAAUUUCUGGACAAAGAUGGGUCUUUCAAGGGGAAACAGCGACCAAAUCAUCGUCAGUGACUUUGACAACCACAACGUGAAGAUAUUUGACAUGGCCGGCCGUCAUCUGUUCACGUGCGGGUCACGUGGCUACGGACCUGGUCAGCUGCAUUACCCCUGUUCCGUCAUCACGGACGGCGAAGACAACAUCAUCGUGGCUGACUAUUGGAACGAUCGCGUUUCCGUGUUCAGUCGGGACGGCAUGUUUAUCAGGCACGUGCUGACACACGAAGAUCACGGACUGUUCAGUCCAACGGGACUGGCGCUGACUCUCGACGAGCAUUUGGGUAAAGAACAGCCAACAAAAGACAAUGAGACGACUACACCUGCAAAGGUGGCAGCAAAGUUUCAAGACCUGGACAAGAAAUGGGCUGCCGGUGGUAACACAGACUCUGUGCUGGUUGGAUACGCACAGUUGUUGGUAGAGGGAAUUGUAAAGGACAAUAGCAUGUUAGAAACAGAAGCGAUGAAAAGCCUCGGUGACGUGUACCUGAAAAGAGGAACAGAAACUCUGGACACUAGAGACUUGACCAGAGCGUCUGCUCUGUACAACAAGGCACUGGCGCGGUGUCACAACGUUCAGGGGACAGUUGUCCUUGUUCAUCGCUUACUGCAUACGACAAAAAUCAGGCAGGACAUAACCAUACAAAACAUCAAGAGGUCAGCACGUACGCAGCGACAACAUGACGUCAGAGGGCGGAAGGACCACGUCUUUCCCUCCUCAGCUACUCCCUCUAGCGACGUCAUCGAUGACGGCACGAGCCGUCUGCACAGAAGAACAACAGGACAAGUUUCAAACGCAACACAGGGCGACGGGGACAGGUUUGAAAUUUUACAUUAG
Molecule: messenger RNA, 2307 nt
Organism: Branchiostoma floridae (Florida lancelet)
Lineage: Eukaryota; Metazoa; Chordata; Leptocardii; Amphioxiformes; Branchiostomatidae
Product: tripartite motif-containing protein 3-like
Exons: 7
Coding region: 79-2307 (742 amino acids)
Biological process (GO): negative regulation of translation; protein polyubiquitination; proteasome-mediated ubiquitin-dependent protein catabolic process
Molecular function (GO): zinc ion binding; protein binding; ubiquitin protein ligase activity
Source: RefSeq, a predicted model, not a curated record